Messenger RNA from Pseudomassariella vexata, 4954 nucleotides. RefSeq lists its product as uncharacterized. Gene Ontology annotation, biological process: chromatin remodeling. Lineage: Eukaryota; Fungi; Ascomycota; Sordariomycetes; Amphisphaeriales; Pseudomassariaceae. The transcript is spliced from 5 exons. The record is from RefSeq and is a predicted model, not a curated record. Gene Ontology annotation, molecular function: histone H3K9 demethylase activity; histone H3K36 demethylase activity. Bases 161 to 4849 code for a protein of 1562 amino acids. Gene Ontology annotation, cellular component: nucleus.
CCUCGACAUCCGCGCAAUAUCCAACAUCAUUGAGCACCUCGAUUCAACAACCCCCAUCAUCCGAUUAGAACUUUCGAUUCCUCGGCUCAGCGGCUUCUUGUGACCACGCGGAUAGCUUCGACAGGAAUGCACAAAUUUGACCGCAUGUAGUCCCAACAAGAUGUCGGUCGAAGCGAUCGCCGCAAUGGCGCCUGCGCCUGCGUCAGAGCAGGGCCAGAUUGAGGUCGCAAAUGCAUCUUGCGCAACCAACGAUGCACUUAAAACCACCGGCCUCCACUCACCACCCGACAGCAAUAGCGCAAUGAAGCUCGAUGGCAGUGACGACUCGGAGUUAAGCGACCUAGAAGAUGCAGACCCAGCUGCCGAUGCUCGCCCGCGUGCUGCGACCAACGAGCCGGAGGGGGGAGUGAAGGUGGAGGACCAAGAUGAAGACGACAUCGGCGAAGUUCUUCCCGACCACUGGUCUGGCACCGUUCCUGUCUUCAAACCUGACAUGUGCCAGUUCAAGGACUUCAAGAAAUUUAUGCAGAAGGUUGAUUCCUAUGGCAUGAAGUCUGGCAUCGUCAAGAUCAUCCCACCCGAAGAAUGGAAGAACAAACUUCCAGCAUUGGAUGACUUGGUCAAACAAGUCAAGGUCAAGGAACCCAUCAAGCAAGAUAUUAUGGGAACCAACGGCACGUAUCGACAAGUCAAUAUUCUGCAUCAAAGGUCUUACAAUCUUCCGCAAUGGCGACAGCUCUGCGACCAGAGUGAGCACCAGCCUCCAGCGAAACGCGGCGAGCGAAGGGUACACCAAGAGAAACCCAAAGCUGCCUCUAGAUCAAAGCCAGCUGCCUCCUCAAGUAAUACUUCUGCCCCCAAGAAGCGCGGUCGAAACACGAGGAGCAGGGCCAAGAAAGGGGCUGCAAAAGAAGAGCCUUCGGAGCAAGAAGAGCGGCCAAUGACACCUGUGUCGCCGAAGUCAACUGCAGAUGUUGUCGAGUCUGUUGAGAAAGAUCCAGGGGUUGACUUGGAUGAGGAACAUGAUGUCCCGGUUAUACCAAGGAUGGGUGCGCUACGGCAACCCAAACCCAAAACCCAAUCUAUUUCAGCUCGAAGGAAGUACGCUAAACGAGAGGCAUCGGCGAAAAUUGAUGAAGAAGCCUUCAAGGACUGGGACUAUCGUAUGGACAUCUCCGACUACACACCCGAGAGAUGUGAAGAGCUAGAGCGCAUAUACUGGAAGACGCUAACAUACGCGCCACCGCUGUAUGGUGCUGACUUGCCUGGCACUCUCUUCGAUGAUGGAACUGAAUGCUGGAAUUUGAACAAGUUGCCCAAUCUUCUGGAUGUGCUCGGGACCAAGGUUCCGGGUGUUAACACAGCAUACCUCUACCUUGGUAUGUGGAAAGCGACGUUCGCGUGGCACCUGGAGGAUGUCGAUCUAUACAGUAUCAACUUUCUGCACUUUGGUGCGCCGAAGCAGUGGUACAGCAUUUCGCAAGGAGAUGCCCGUCGCUUUGAGGCGGCUAUGAAGAGCAUCUGGCCCUCCGACGCCAAAGCUUGUGACCAAUUCCUACGCCACAAAGCAUUCCUCAUUUCACCCAAUCAUCUUCAACAAUACUUUAAUAUUAAGGUCAACAAAUGUGUCUCUUAUCCUGGAGAGUUCGUGGUCACUUACCCGUAUGGGUACCAUUCUGGGUACAAUCUAGGAUACAACUGCGCCGAGGCUGUCAACUUUGCAUUAGACUCCUGGUUGCCUAUGGGCAAGAUUGCAAAGAGGUGCGAGUGUGCCCAGGCACAGGAUAGCGUAUGGAUAGACGUCUACGAGAUCGAGCGCAAGUUGCGAGGAGAGGAGACUGACUACGAAGAAACUGAAGAUGAAGAAGAGGAGGAGGACGACGACGACAACGCUGGCAUACAAACGUCUCAGGCUUCACACAUGGUUAAGAUUAAGCAGCCGAUUCGCAAACGAAAGCGAUCUGCCAAUGACAAGGGCGACAAGACAGCCAAAAAGAUUCGGCUGCGGGUUCGCAUCAAGACUCAAGUUGAGCCGCCGUGCUGUCUUUGCCCUAAUCAUCUCACCGAUGCAGAGCUGCUGCCCACUGAUGAUGGGCGCAAGGCUCACCGCAUUUGCGCUCUGUACGGUCCAGAAACUUGGAUUGAGACUGUCGACGACAAAGAAGUUGUUGCCAACACGGCCAACAUCAGCAAAGCUCGCUUGGAUCUCAAGUGCCUAUACUGCCGAUCCAAGAGGGGUGCUUGCUUCCAAUGCUCCCAGAGGAAGUGUGCCAGAUCAUAUCACGCGACUUGCGCUGCUGCUGCCGGGGUCUUCAUCGAAGAGGGUGAAGUCCCCAUAUUUGGAGAGGACGGGACCGAGUAUAAGGAGCAGGCCUUCGAAUUCAGCUGUCGGUUCCAUCGAACAAAGCGGGACAAGAAGCUCGACGGCGAAGCGUUGGAUGAGUGUACGAAAACUCGCCAAGUGGCAGCUGCUCUCAAGAAGGGCAAUAUUGCUCAACUUCAGUACUACAGAGGCGAUAUCUUUGCCGGAGUAGUCAUUGAAAACAGGCAUGACGAGCAGACAUUGCUGGUGGAGAUCAUUCCCAAUGGUGACCGAGUCGAAGUCGAAUGGAAAUGGCUCCUGUUGCCAGAUCCGACGGAUUACCGUCUGCAGAAGGCGUCACCAAACGCCAUCCCCAUGCCGACAUCCCGCAAAGCGAAAGACGAAAUCAACGCCACGAAACGUGCAACGGAGGAACUGCCUCGAGCCGAUGCACCAUUCGUCGACGGCUUCACUUGGGCCGAGUUUAACACGGGCGAACCCACUAACAAAGCGCAGGCCAAGGUCGAUUUCUCCAAGGACAACCAAGUAUGGCAUUACCUUGGCAAGACCUCGACAGAGGCACGGGCACAGUAUACAGAGGAUCCGAAGAAAUGUGCCCACAACUCCAAGAGCAACUUCCUAGAUACAUUGCCAAGGGCAACUCCCGCAUCUCAACCCAGGAAAUCAUACACGCCGACGUAUCCAAUGCCAACGCCUGCGGCACACUUCAAGAGCAACAGGCCCUAUCAGUACAAGCCAAAGCAACCGGUUACACCAUCGUUUGUUCCUUCUCCAUAUACCGCACAGCAACUUGCGCCGACGACGUUACCCACAUUCACGUCUGCGUUUACACCUCAGAAUACUGCCGCAAGGGCAUCCCCGCCUUCCCUGUCAACCUUCGCACCCCAGACUGCUCCGAAGUCGACCUUCAGCCCUAACCCUCAGAGCACGCCAAAGCCUACACUCUCCUCCCAUACGACACCCAAAUCUACCUUCGCUGCCCCCUCUACGCCAAAUACCAACUUCGUACCUCAGACGGCCCCGAGACCUGCACCUCCGCCCAAACACACUCCUCAAGUUGUGUCAGCAUCUAACCACCGAACCAAGAUCGUACCCCCUCAGAAUGCACACUCGCGUCACAAGUCUCUACCUUUUGGUUCAGACCCACGUUUCAGGACAUCAUCUACGUAUGCCUCCGCUCGCUAUGACUCUGGCUCAAGCUCACCAUUCAGCUAUGGCAUCAUGCAACCACCCGGUCUUGGCACCUCACCCUCGCUACAGAAUGGGCAGUUAUUCCAAGCACAAGCACGAGCACGAUCAAGUUCCUCUGCAUCUGCUCACUCAUUGACCACACCAAUGACGUCCUCGGCUCUAAGACCGACUUCAUCUGCCUCGAGUCAAGGCUUGGUUGGAAUACCGCAAGCCAUCAAGCCCCCGAGUGUCGCCAAACCUGCUCCACCGUCUGCGCCGUUUACGCCGCCCUCGUCAAGUGUUGUACAGAAGUAUGCGUUCUUCCAAGUCCAUCAUAACAGGGACUCGACUAAGUAUCGAACACCCUAUGCUCACUGGGGUGGGUUCACAAAUGGGUACGAAGGCAGCUUACGAGCACACCUGAUGAAGUCCCCUGAUGCAUUGUUUGGAACUAAGACUGGCUCGAGUGGCCUGAUGGACAUCGCUCCACAGCCUGUACCGACACCCGGUGCCGGUGACAGUCGUGUGUCUGCAAACACAUCAACUCGCUCGCUUUACGGAGCUUCUUACAAUGGGACCGGGCACUCUACUCAAAGCUCGCACGGGCUACAGCCUGGGUCACCACAUACACCCUCCCCGCAUGGUCCAACGGCACUACGGAUGGUAGACGGCUCCUGGGACGCUACUCAGAUUGCCGCCACAUUGCACCCUGCGAUUCGUGUGCAGUAUGCAGCGUUGGUUCAAAAGAAGCGGAUGCUGGCUCAGCAGGCUGAGGCACAAGAUCAUGCAGCCGUGCCAUCGCUGCCGCAACAGUCACAUCAGCUGCACCAAUCGCGAGGACACCAAAUCGCUCAAGGUCCUCAGGUUAGUCAUCAGAAUUUUCCAGGUAACAUGAGCGCGCAUGCUCAGCCACCCGGUCAGUCACCCGGUGCUCGGCGAGGUUCUCCGUUCCACAAUAAUUCCACGCCGGAAUAUCAAUCAAGGCCGCCACCCCCUAAGCAAACGUUUGUGCCUCCACCUAGGCCAUGGGAACAAAUUCAGAAGCUUCAACAACCCGGCAUCCUGUCGCAGUCGGCACCACUGAUGCCACUAGGUACAAUGACCAACAGAGAACAUGGACCUUUGCCGCCUAUACCUGGCCAAGGGCUUCAGCCCAGCAAUUCUCAGCCAGCAACAGCAUCACAGUCAGUACCCGUACUACCAUGUGUGGCAGUAAAGACUGCGGUGCCGACUGCAACCCCGCCAAUGUCAGAGCACUAUGAAGAAUUCCCGGAGGUGCCACAGGAAUCCGCCGCGCUGGUCGAGGAAAUCAUAAGACAGGCUAGGAGAGCAAGUGGCGAAAGCAAGUGGCAUUAGUUUCGUUGCUCCGGUCCACCGGUUCACAUGCGCUUGGACUGGCCAAUCAGGACUAUGCCAUGACCAGGGUACAUAAUGCACGCGAACCUGCGUAGGCAUAUCUGG